Messenger RNA from Cyanistes caeruleus (blue tit), 4878 nucleotides. RefSeq names its product meiotic double-stranded break formation protein 4 (gene MEI4). NCBI's taxonomy places the organism in Eukaryota, Metazoa, Chordata, Aves, Passeriformes, Paridae. Gene Ontology annotation, cellular component: lateral element. Gene Ontology annotation, biological process: spermatogenesis; DNA recombination; oogenesis. The record is from RefSeq and is a predicted model, not a curated record.
AUGGAGCCCCGCGGCGCGGCCGCCGCCGCUGCAGAAAUCAAAGGCAGAAGAGAAAAUCAAAUUUCGUAUUUGAAAAUAUCAAAACUAGCAUUGGCUUUUGCAAUUAUCCACUCAAAACCACCAGGGAAGAGUUCCAAAGAAUACACAGAGUACCUUUCCAAAAUUGUAUCCGAACAAGAUUUUGGAUGGAAGCGGAAAGUGGAAGUGCUGGAAGCUGAAGUUCUUCGAUUACGACAGGAACUUCUUUUGAACAGGAUCUCUCCAAGAUUCUGCUUGGAAAAUAGAAAACAGGAUACCUCUGCUGAAACUCUUCUGGGUCAGGAACAUAUAAACCCUACAAGUUACUCAAGCCAGCUAGAAGACUCUGGAUGUGAUGUCUGUAAUGACUCUGCAUUUGAUUCUUUAGGCAUAGCUUCAGAUUUUCACCAAUCUGAGCAUAAUGUCAGCAAACAUUGGUUGGAAAGAGUUCCCCCACUGCAUCUUUUCCAUACUAGCAAGGAGCAAUCUCUGACUGCUCCAGUGCAUUUUUUGCAAUGCUUGCUUGAAAUAAGAAAACUGUCAGAAGGAGGAAGUCUUCAAGCAGACUUUUCACAGCUUGAGAAUGAUUCUUUUACCAUAUGCAAUUCAGUGUCUCAGUUGCUUGAUGGACUGACUGUUUUUUACAACAGUCCCAAGUUCCCAGCUCCAGGUUUCCUUUCUGAAGGAGUUUGUGUUCUGAUCAGUUUGAUAACUGAUACUAAAUUAUCUAAUCAUGUUUUGAAGAAGUGUUUCAAGAAGAUGGAAGAAUUUAAGAAAAAUCUAAUUAAAAUUAUUUUAAGAAAUAGGAGUGUCAAUAGGUUUCAGGCACUGCAUUCUGUAUCACAAACUCUGGGUUUGCUAGGAAGGAAUAACAUACUAAGAAAUUCUUUAAUAUCGCUUCUCCUAUCGGAAGUCCGUCAGUUUGCUGAGCAGUUGUUGCAAGCUCACCAGGUCCAGUCUGUGUAUGACAUCGCCCAGUAUGAGAAUAUUUUUCUUCUGUGCAUGAUUCUGGAACAACUUCUUCAAAAUGAGACAGAAGAAAGUAACAUUUCAAACUCAGACUAUGGAGAAGAAGAAAAAAUCAAAUUUCUGAAGAACCUUGAUCAAAUUAUUCUUCAUCUCUCAGAUGAAUUCCCGUUGUUUUCUUUAUAUUUGUGGAGAGUGAGUGUUCUUUUGGACUCAGGUCGAAUGCAAAUUGAUUAAAAGAAGCAGCCUACUUUUUAACCGUGCUUUUGUUGUGGGAUUGCAUUGGAAAAGACAGGGUAUUGCCCUUUUUGGAAAACAUUUACUUUAAACUACUAUUCUAUACAGCAGUUUCAGAGAUAAUGCCAUUUAUUUCCAAUUCUGAGUGUAGAAAAAAAUAUAAUAAUCUAGGUACUAUUUUGAAUAAAUGCUGUUUCUUGUAAUAUAAAACACUGUGUUGGUGUUUGUGCACAUAAUGAAAAUGGAACAAAAAAAGUUGUUUCAGGUGCUGUUUAAAAUAAACACUACGAACUUUAAAAUACAGUCAGUAUACAUAUGUAGAGCUUCCAAGUUAGGAUGCUUCUCCUUUAAGAGCUGUAUAGCUUCUCUAUGAUUUAGAAUCAUUGUCUGGUUGGCUGAAAUAGAAAUGCUUAAAAUAAACUUGGUAAGUUAUCAGUACGAAUUCUUACAGAACAGACUUUGUUACUGAUAAUCAAAUGAGUCGUUACUUGAGCAAAAUAAAAUCUCAUGCUCAGUUUCACAGCUUUCUUACAUUCAUUGUAAACUGCUUGGCUUUACUUGUGUUAGCACAAGUUGAGGUACAACAGGCCUAUUUCACCCUGAGCUGAGUAAUGAUUUCAGAGAUUAAUCUGAAGAAGUGAAAGUCCUGUAAUAGUUACUUUAAAUGUUUCUGUUCAAAAUUAAUGAAUAUUGAUAAAAUUCCCUUUGGUAUAUUUUCAUAUUAUCUCUAAUAUGUUUAUUUAAUGUUAAUUAAAUGAUAUUUAAUGUUUUUUUCCUGCGUGAUGGUAUUAUAUUCAUAGUAAUAAUUAAAGUAACGUAUUUAACGGAAAAUAUCUUUAAAGGUCUUUAAAGUGUGAGCUCAACAAUAUCUUAACCGAACCAUAGUCUUUCAUAAAUCUGAAGGAUAACUAUUAUGAUGAAUUGCUCUUUUUUCUAUUAGAUAAACAACAUUUUUUAAUGUCUUCUAGAAAUCUAUAUUCACUAUAAAUACAAAACAUUUUGAGCAUUAGUCCUUUUCCUUCCCCUUAAACUUGUCAGCUCAAUUUUUAUGUCAGGAAAACUCUCUGAAACACCACUAUCUUGUUAAUUUUAAUGCAUUUCUUUUUUAAUAAACCUUUGCUUUAUAUAUAUGUAAAUUACAUUGAUAUUUAGAAAGCAGGUUACUUUGAUGGUGAACUGGCUCCCAGUUAGACACUGUCUUAGUUAUGACACUGGUCCCUCUUAUGUUUCUUAAACUUCCUAUUUGACACGUCAUAUGGUAACAUUUGUUUAAUUCCUUUUUCUAGCUUUCUUCCAACAGAAAUGUUUGAUUUGCAAAAAAAGUGUUCCUGACUAGUCACGUGAGCAAAAUCAGAUAAGUUUAGCCCAACUAAAGAAAAUGCAUCAGUUUGUAAGUCUGAUAGCCCCUCAGGAACUACUGUGCCCUUUUUGUUGCUGCUUUACUUGUUUGUUUGUUUCAUUCUGGUGGAGAAUCAGUUCUUCCUUCUCCCUCCACAGCACUGAAAGCAUGAUUGCAAAAACAGACAGGAGAGGAAUAAACAAAAUGAACAAUUAUCUAAUUGAUAUAAUAAUUUUCAUUUUAAAUUUUUUUUAAAAGCUUCAUUCAAAUAUAGUAUGUAAGCAAAAGACACAAAAUGCAGAAGUAUACUGGCAUCUGUAUAAUGGCAAAUUGUAUAUUGUUUCAAGCCUGUUGUGUGAAAGAAAAGUUUCAACCGCAGAUUGCACACCCUAUAUGCUCAUCAAUUGGCAAAAAGUAUUUUUGUUGUUAGUAAAGCAGCUCAGGCAAAAAGUGACAUAUUUUCCUCUUUGCAAAUCAUAGCACUUCCUCACCAGUAAGUUAUCUAAGCCACUGGAAAAACAAUGGAUAUUUUAGGAAAUAUAUUCAUCCUCAGUGAAUUUUGAAGUAACUGCUCACUUGAGACAUGAUUUUUGAAUUUUUUUUUUUUUUUCACAGCAUACAGAAAGACAAGAUUUUGUAUCCAGGGAUGACACAGCUACAUGGCACUUAAGCUCUGACAGGGAUUUGGAACGGUUUCGCAGCUUUGAAAGGGUUGAGGCAGAUUGAGAGUUCCCUUUGCAAAUGCCAUUGCACCAAUCUAGGCACACACUCACCUCUCCACAAAAGUGCUGUUAACUGGUCAGCUGGGCUCUCUUGAUCUGCUUAGUGUAGAAUUAAAUAGGGCAGUGAACCACAUUAAUGAAAACCUCAGCUUUGGUGGGGGCAAUAACCCCUGCAAUCAGAAUACUUGCUCGAUUGUUGUCUCUUGUUUCCUGGAGAUUUUUCACUAAGAGGGGACUUGCCUCAAGAUGAAAAUGCACAAAGGUAGACCUGUACAUUUUGAUGUCUCCACGUGGCUGAGAUAUCCAAUCUGUGAAACACUUGCAAAGUAACCAAGUGUUUUGGUCUGGGUAGCUAGCUGCUACCCCAAAGGACUGCAGAUCUUCUCUAAGUAGUGUGUCACAUUUUGUGUCUUCAUGUAGAUGCUUCUGAUACCCUGAAGCAUCUUUAGUGGCAUUGUCACUUAAGUGUGGCUGCUUAGACAACUGAACAGUGGUGAUAAAAUGAGCUUAGGUGUGCAAUUUGCCACCAUAAACCCGCAUUUAGGUGUCUUAAUCUGAAAACUAAACCACACAUUUGUGAUACCUUAUAUGUUUUAGAGUAGGAAAUCCUAAGUUUAAAUCCCUGUUCUUAUGCAAUGACUACUAGAUGUAAUUUAAGUAAACACCACUGUCUUUCAUUUUGAAAUUUCCAGGAUGACUGAGACAGUCCCUGGAGCAUUUGCAACCAGGUUACAAGAAACCUGCCCACAGGUUUAAACUAUGCCUUCAAGUACUUACUAAGUAGGUAUGACCACGUCCAAGUUUUAUCUGUCUGGCCCCCAGAGAGGAAUACCAAAUCCAGAGAAAGUGCUCUUUACUGAGUGCAGACUAUUGGAUGUCUCAAAAGAACAAUCUCAAGGUCCGAUGUGCUAAUCAUAACAUCUCACUUAACUAGGAAACACUGAAAAUAACUUGCUCUGACCUGUCAUUGUUCUCUGGAGUGUUUUAUAUGAUUUACCCUUACAGUUUUAAAAUUAACAGUUCAAGGAUAUUUCUUUUGUCUUGCACAUUUCUUUUUUUGUAAAUACAUGUACUUUAAAUGUUGGCAAAAUACUAUUGUUCUGCAAAUGCAAAUUCUUCAGCCUUAUAAAAACAAAUGUAUAUAUAAGCACACACAGUUAAAUUAUAUAUUUAUAUGGUUGAAUUAGCAUUGCUUAUUUAUAGUAGCCUAACAGCAGUUUAUGAUUUUAUAAUUUGUUGUUCUGCCACAUUCAUAGCUUUCUGGGUGACUGACUUUCAUGCCUGUCUUUAUCUGUUUUAAAAAUAAUUUUGUGGUAGAGUAUCUCGUUUUAUAAAAACACAAAAAAUAUCAGACAAGGAAAAUAAAUUUUUAUUCUAGUGCUGCUCCACUGACUGUUCUAUUCCCUGAAGAGUUUUGCAUGCCUACUAAAAUGGCAGGAGUGGGUGGGAUUUUGAAGUGGACUGUCUCAGAAUGUUUUUGUAAACUUAGUUUGGAAUCUUUUCAUAAUCUGGUUGUAACAAUUUUAAAUUUCUGAUUUUACAAGGUAUUGCUUAUAUAUGUUGGUAACAGUGAAAAUGAAGUUGUACCUUAUUUUA